UAUGACAUAAGUGUUAAACCAGAGGGGUAUAUACAGGACAGGGUCUGGGGUUGCACUUUAGAGGAGCCAGCAGACCCAUACUUACUCAUAACCGAAUGGACUGACGGACUGACCUCACCAUGAGGGUCGUCAAUAUUGGUCCAGACCCAUCUCUGGCAUACCGUCCCAUCUUAGACCUGGAGCAGAAAGACAAGGACAAGACAGAAUACAGGAAUUUUGAGAGCGGGAGUCUGAUUGAUCGUGUGUAUAACACAUACAAGCUGAUGCACACCAACCAGACCCUGGACUUUGUCAAGCAGAAGCACUCUGAGUGGUCAGGUUGUGGGCAUGCCCAGAUGGAGGUGAUGGAAGCCGUCAUAUCUCUGGACCAGCUUGUUGAUGAGUCCGACCCUGAUGUCGACUUCCCCAACUCAUACCACGCCUUUCAGACCGCUGAGGGCAUCCGAAGGGAACACCCCCACAAAGACUGGUUCCAGUUGGUGGGGCUGAUCCAUGACAUUGGGAAGAUCAUGGCUCUGUCAGGGGAACCCCAGUGGGCUGUAGUGGGGGACACAUUCCCAGUGGGGUGCAGGUUCCAGAAUGGCAUUGUGUUUCGAGGCAGUACCUUCGUGGACAACCCCGAUGACAAAAACCCUGCUUACAAUUCUGAGUGUGGGAUCUAUAAGCCAAACUGUGGGCUGGACAAUGUGCUCAUGUCCUGGGGCCAUGAUGAGUAUCUCUAUAGGGUCAUGAAGUUCAACAAGUGCACCAUCCCAGAAGAGGGUCUGUAUAUGAUCCGAUUCCAUUCUUUCUACCCCUGGCACUCCCAUGGAGACUACAUGCACCUCUGUGAUGACAAGGACAUGGGCAUGAUUCCCUGGGUUCGCGAGUUCAAUAAGUUUGACCUCUACACCAAGACCACUGAGCUGCCUGACAUAGAGAAGUUGAAGCCAUACUACCAGUCUCUCAUCGACAAGUACUGUCCUGGGGUACUGAAGUGGUGACACACACAGACAGAUGGGGCAGCCACACACACCUACUCCCACCUCAAAUGUUUCAUAAAUCAAUUAACUAUCACAAUUAAUUUCUUUCCCACCCUCUCUCACACCUUCAUAGAGAUCAUAUCCAGCAGCAACACCAAGGCAUCUCCUCAGAUAUGGGUAACACUAUUAGCUUUAUCUUCAACAGACCUGGAAAGCCUUUACCAUGUUGUCAUCUGUAAGUCAACUACAUUAUAUUCUAAUGACAGAACAUCCUAAAAGUGUUGUUUGUUGCUUAGAAUGCUGAUUACAAUUCAUAUGGUUAAUAAUGAAGAACCAAAUAGAUACAUUUCCUAUAUUUAUUAUAAAUGAUACAAAAACAUUAACAUUUUCCAUUCAUGGAUGUGAUGUUUUUUCAAACGUGGAAAGACGCUUGGCGGGAAAGUGCAGAACUGGUGAUUCAGUACAUUAUAUCUGCCAGCAAAGCAAAGGACCACAGUGGCAAACCAAACACCCUUUAACACACACACACACACACACACACACACACACACACACACACGUGUACAAUGAUAAGGACACUGACAAAAAAAGGUUAUUUUCUCUUGAUUGUAAUAAUACUACAGAUAAUUGGAAAACUGUCUAUUCAUUUCAAAUAAAGUGAUUGUCAAAUGUAGAAUAAAGCAUCAACAAAAUUC
Messenger RNA from Oncorhynchus kisutch (coho salmon), 1657 nucleotides. RefSeq names its product myo-inositol oxygenase (gene miox). The record is from RefSeq and is a predicted model, not a curated record. Gene Ontology annotation, biological process: inositol catabolic process. NCBI's taxonomy places the organism in Eukaryota, Metazoa, Chordata, Actinopteri, Salmoniformes, Salmonidae. The transcript is spliced from 10 exons. Gene Ontology annotation, cellular component: cytoplasm. Bases 120 to 983 code for a protein of 287 amino acids. Gene Ontology annotation, molecular function: inositol oxygenase activity; iron ion binding.